AUGUGGGGCCGAGUCAAAGGAGUCCUCAUUCCAAACAAAGAGAAGGGACUCGUCUCGGGCCUUGGGAAAAUAAUAGUCACGCUGAUCGUCACCCCCAAACCAAGCAGCACGUGCCGGACUCAUCCUUCGUCGAUCGUGUACCUGCUAUUCGCCAACCGACGGCUGUUUUCACCGGGCGCAGUCAUCCAAGAGUGGAACAACCAUGCAUAUGGCAUCUUAGCGACUGUGUCCAUCUCCGGAUCUCCCGCUGGGUCCGAUACAAAGUCCAUGUCCGUUGAAGAUGGGUCGCUGGAAUCUAGGCGGUUCAGGAAAAGGAGCUCCAGAAUGUCUGUUGAUCCUUCCCCAUUGACAGGCGACUAUCGCAAGGCUUCGUCACAGAUGUCGAUUGAUCCAUCUUCUCCGAAUGUUAAUCAAGGCGCUCAGCGUAAGGCUUCAUCCCGCAUGUCGAUUGACGUUCCUUCUACCCGUCGGAGCCGGGGGUCAUCAGACCGGAUGCUGAUUGACGAGAUCCAGCAUCAUUAUCCCACACAGAACCUCCCACAACAGGUGUACAGUCACUGUGACCCUUCAUUUACUACUCGCCCGACUGUCUCGCCGACCAUGACAUGUUCUCGAAAUCCACAUUUCCAACGAGAACGUACGCUCGCGUCCAGCGCUUUGCCUCCCACAUCCUUUUCAUUGCAACGUAUCUCUCCAUCGCAUGAUAGAGGUUCCCCUCGCGGAGAAGCUAAUUCGGCGUCGUCGCAAUCAUUAUCUCUGCAACAUGGGCGCGACAAGAAAAAUCAAGUCCUCUCCCCAAUAACAUCCCCUUCUCGCCCAUGCAUAUCACAACCGCCUCCUAGCAUGAUCCCCAGCUCCCUUGCACGCCCUCCGGGUCGCUCAGGAUUCUCACCAGCUGCACCUCCCGGAACAUUCUCCCCAAAACAUGGGACUCCGGCUUCAAGGCAGGGGAAUGGAUCGCCUUCCACGAGUCCAGAUGCUAUUCAUCGUCUAUCCCCUACCAGCAGGAGUCGUGUUCGUGCGCGAGGAUCAUCCUCAGGAGACGAUGCCAAUUACAAGCGUCGUUGUGUCCGACAAGAUAGCCAACCUAUUGCUCUUCUCUCCAUUGAUUCUCGUUCAGCAUGUGGCACAUCUCCCCAGUCAACUCAGUCGCUCUCCCCUAUCAAUGAGGUUUGGCUCCCGCCUAUGGAGAAGCAGUUGGAAAUGGCCCGCAAGUCACAGGUGAAAGCCAGGUUCAGAAAAUUUAAAGCUAUCAUUGGCGGGGCUGUCAACGAAAUCAGGGAGGUAAUUGUGCCUUAUCAUAAGGACCAUCGAAAGCGUAAAGUCGCACGCACGAAUACCAACUCAGAACCUUUCUCUGAAGUUCCCGACUACCUGCGAUCUCUAGAGCGUUGUAACCCACCCCAAACCACACACACAUCCCGGUCUCAACCACGCACAUCAUUUGACAUUAGGAAGGAUGUUGACCACAUCACUCAAACGUGGACGAAGCUCGCGCUGUGCGAUUCUCCAACGGCAUUGCGAGGGGAUGACGUGCUCCUUCAGGGCGAAAGCUGCAGGUCUUGGCGCGGUCAUGCCGUUCCAGAGUGA
Suillus subalutaceus is the source of this 1590-nucleotide messenger RNA. RefSeq lists its product as uncharacterized. Bases 1 to 1590 code for a protein of 529 amino acids. The transcript has 4 exons. The record is from RefSeq and is a predicted model, not a curated record. NCBI's taxonomy places the organism in Eukaryota, Fungi, Basidiomycota, Agaricomycetes, Boletales, Suillaceae.